AGGUGAUUGCUUCACUGGCCGAGGGACAGCAUAUAUUGGUAGGCCCAUCUCGAUCUCCUCAGCAAGUGACACAGGCCACUCAGAUUCACCUUGGGGGCCCAGCAGGAGCUGACAGCCCAAGCUCUACAGCAGGAUGAAGCCUUCCGUUGCCGUCAUUCUUUGCUUCUUGAUCCUCGGAGUUGACAGCCAGACAUGGUUCGAGUUCAUGAAAGAAGCUGGUCAAGGGGCUAGAGACAUGUGGCGAGCCUACUCCGACAUGAGGGAAGCCAACUGGAAAAACUCAGACAAAUACUUCCGUGCUCGGGGGAACUAUGAUGCUGCCCAAAGGGGACCAGGUGGAGCCUGGGCUGCUAAAGUCAUCAGUGAGGCAAGAGACGGUUUUCAGAAGUUCACUGGCCGUGCGGUAGAUGACUUUGGAUAUGGCAAGUUUGCCAGCGAGUGGGGCCGGAGUGGCCGAGACCCCAACUUCUUCCGACCUCCUAGGUUACCCCCUAAAUACUGAGUUGUCUCUUUUGUUCCCAGCCAUGCAG
Messenger RNA from Acomys russatus (golden spiny mouse), 530 nucleotides. RefSeq names its product serum amyloid A-1 protein-like. Gene Ontology annotation, cellular component: extracellular region. Bases 134 to 502 code for a protein of 122 amino acids. Lineage: Eukaryota; Metazoa; Chordata; Mammalia; Rodentia; Muridae. The transcript is spliced from 4 exons. The record is from RefSeq and is a predicted model, not a curated record.